This is a messenger RNA of Patella vulgata (common limpet), 7098 nucleotides long. RefSeq lists its product as uncharacterized. The transcript has 15 exons. Gene Ontology annotation, biological process: regulation of apoptotic process. Gene Ontology annotation, molecular function: GTP binding; protein binding. Bases 608 to 3766 code for a protein of 1052 amino acids. The record is from RefSeq and is a predicted model, not a curated record. NCBI's taxonomy places the organism in Eukaryota, Metazoa, Mollusca, Gastropoda, Patellidae.
CUCAAGGCAAACAAGGGUGCACCACAAUGAAGGCUAGUUACUAUACUUGUAACGUUAAACUGUGUGUUUAACGCUACAAUUGAUACAGUCUAAGACUCUUUACGCAAGUUCAAAUAGGUCCAAACGCACAAUUGUCAACACAUAUCAUUACAGUUUGUAUUGGAAUAAGUAAUUCUAUGACAAAUAGUGAAGACUGGACCACUAAAAUAGUAAUCGAACAGUUUUUCUUUGUGGUUAUGCGUUCUACAUUUGCAUAGCGGAGUUUCUUGUAAUGACGUAUUACGCAAGCCGCCAUGACACCGGCCAGUUGAAAUUUCGCGUAGCAGUUGGGUUUCAUCAAAUCAUAUAGUUAUGCGAACUCACAUUUUGACAAAAUUAAGAAAGAAUCUUCAAUUCUAGAACAAAAGGCCCAUGGACCUGAGCUGCAACCUGGUAUACAAAAUAGCACAUAACUUUAAAGGGUCGCCAUUUCUGCAACCGAAACCAUAAACCAGGAAGAAAUUUAUUGAACGAAGAAAUAUUUCACCAGACUACAGGCGUUUUAGAUAAACGAAAAAGAGAGUUCCUAGGAUAAAGGGCUAUAAAAGAACGAUCUAUUCAACGCAUCAUGUCUGGUAAGUUAAAUAAUAGUAAAGGGAAAUCUUCAGCAAGACAUCCAACUAGUAAGAAUACAAUCCCCCAAAUAGAAACACAGUCAUCAUCUAGUACCAGUAGUAGUACAGAUACAGGACCAGCUUUAGUUUCACAAACAGAAACUUUACAAGGUAAUACUAGUACAGAAAUCCGGGUAUCCAUUAUAGGAAAGACAGGAGUUGGUAAGAGCGCAUUAGGGAAUGCGCUGUUACAACAAGAUACUUUUAAAUCACAACAAAGGACUACCUCGGUAACAUCAGAAUGUGGUUAUGGACAACGACAUCUUCAAUUAAAUGGUGUAGAUACCUUACUAAAAGUUGUGGAUACACCAGGUUUGUUUGACACGGGUAACAGUAACAAAAUAAUAGCUAAGGAAAUCGUUAAAUGUAUUAAUAUUUUAUCACCAGGGCCACAUUUAUUUAUCGUCGUCUUUCGAAUUGAUCUAAGACUCUCACAAGAGGACAUAAAAGUUCUUGAAUAUAUUAAAAAUACUUUCUGUGAACUGAUUGAUAAAUUUGCCAUCGUGGUAUUUACUGGGAAAGAUCAACUGGAUAAUCAAAGAGAAGAAGAUGCUAUGCGUGAAAUCCAUGCUCAGUUAUCAACAUUUAGUGAUGUUUUUAAACACCGUCGAUUCGCAACGAUCAAUAACAAAGAUAAAACAGACGGCAAGAUGAAGGAUGUGGACAGAAUCUUACAAUUACUUCAGACAACUAUACAGAAUAAUGGCGGAGACUUUUAUAAAAACGAAAUGUAUGAAGAGGCGAAGAAAUUAUUUGAAGCAAGAAUACGCGGCGAAGAAGAAGACAAACAACAAGCCUUAGCUGAAAUAGACCAACUUAAGAAAGAACGUGACACAUGGAUUCACCAAGAACAGAUUUGGCAAAACGAGAGGGAACAUCUCAUGAAAGAAUGUGAGAAACAGAAUUACCAAGAACAGAUUUGGAUGAAAUGGGCUGAAACCGAUAUCAGACGAAAAAACAAAGAAAGGCAGUUUGAAGAAGAACGUGCAAAAUUUAUUGAAGAUAAAAGAAAUAAGGAAAUCGAUUUGGACAAAAGAGAAAUGAAACUUAAACAAAAAGAAAGUGAGAUUUUGAGAAUUCAACUGCUAGAAAGGGAAAGACAAUCAACACAGUGGUUAACUAGCAGACAAUCAUACACUGAACUAGCCAGUACUUCAACAUUUCAUCAUGGCAGCAGCCUUAAUACACUCAAUAUAUCUCGUGCUAAGGAACGCAAAUAUGAACCAAGUCGUAGAGAGAGAGGAAAGAUGCUUCAAGAGGAUGUAAAAAACAUUAAAGAUAAUUAUGCGUUUCUACUGGAUAAUAUAACUGAUCCGGAACGUUUAUCAGAUCGUCUGUUUGGAAAAUCAGUUUUUGAUACAGACGAUAUGGAAAAAAUAAAACAAGGAAAAAGGUUAAUGAUCCGUGAACUACUUAUCAGAUUACUAAAUGGAGGGCCAAAUUCCUACCAAAGUUUCAUUGAUAGUUUAAAUGAAGAAGGUCACACGACAAUAGUUGAACAGUUAGAAUCAAAAGAUCAUGUUAAAACAACUGAUAAAGCAGUAGAUAUGACAGCUAAAACGAGUUACCCGAUAGGCCUAGCGAUUAAACAAGAACCACUGGACAUGGAUUGGACUGAUGGGGUAACUCAACCAACUAUACUUUACACUGAUUAUCAACAAGCAAUUAGAAGAAAUGAGAAACAAAUUUGUGAUACAUUAAAUACAUCUUGUCCUAAGAAAUUAAAAUAUGCGCCAAGAAAGAGCGGAAAGAUGCUUCAAGAGGAUGAAAAAAACAUUAAAGAUAAUUAUGCGUUUCUACUUAAUAAUAUAACUGAUCCGGAACGUUUAUCAGAUCGUCUGUUCGGAAAAUUAGUUUUUGAUACCGACGAUAUGGAAAAAAUAAAACACGUAAAAGGAAAAAGGAAAAUGAACUGUGAACUAGUUAAGACAUUACUUAAUGGCGGACCAAAUUCCUACCAAAGUUUCAUUGAUAGUUUAAAGGAAGAAGGUUACACGACAAUAGUUGAACAAUUAGAAUCAAGUACAGAUGAGAGAUGUGGAGAAAUGUCCGGUUCCCAUUGGAAUCAGUUCAUGAUUAGAGCAACAGGUGAUAGAAACUAUGAUGUAUCACAUUCAGAAGUCGGGAACAGAUCAGAAAUACACAAGAAACAUGGCGAGGUUGAUAUUGUGAAAGUUGUGGUCAAGAAGUCCAACAACACUGUCAUUUUAUCGAAGGUGAAAUCUGACCAUCAAAAGGUCAACGUAAAGCAGGAAAUAAUAUCAAAAUGUCGACGUAAUGUUAAAAAUAUCGCCAACUGUGUUUUGUAUGAGAACCAAGACUCCAUGUUUAACGAUGUAUUAGAAGAUAAGCAAGAUACUGAUGAUACAUAUGAUCACUUACUAAUAGAUGAAGAAAAUAAAGGGAUGACAAUUCCAGAUACUGAUGAUACAUAUGAUCACUUACUAAUAGAUGAAGAAAAUAAAGGGAUGACAAUUCCAGAUGAUGUUAAAUAUAGUCAGACAUCUAUACAAAACAAUAUGGCCACCAUCACAUCAACAACUCCAUUAUUAAACCAACCAUUUGUUACACAAGAUGUAAUAACAACUAACUAUAAUAAAACAACCGACAACAAUAUAAUAGACGUGGAAUCAAUUUAUAAAACUUGUCAAUAUGGUACACUUGAUGAAGUCAACACUUUAAUACAAAAAAAUUUAAAUGUAAAUAUUUGUGACGGUUGUGGAGAUACACCAUUAUUUUAUUGUGUCAUGUCUAAACUACACCCAGUAGAGAAGAUAAUGUUACUCUACUCUGCUGGUGCCAUUUUAGAUGUUAAGGGUGGUGGUGGUCGUAGUAUAUUACACCAUGUUUGUGAGCAUGGUACUAUUGACUGUUUAAAAUAUUUACUGGAACAAGGAUUUGAUCUAGAUGCUAGAGAUGAUUAUAAUAUGACUUCAGUAUUUUAUUGUGUCAUGUCUAAACUACACCCAGUAGAGAAGUUAAAAUUACUCUACUCUGCUGGUGCCAUUUUAGAUGUUAAAAAUAAUUAUGGUUUAAGUUUAUUAGACUGGGUUCGUAUGUUUGAUAGAACAGAAUGUGAAUCAUAUUUACGUGAAUUAGGCCUUGAUAAAUAGAAUAUAAAUAAUCAUACAACAUCUUUAUUUUACUAGUUAAUAGUUAUGUUAGGACUAAAUGAAAAUGUUUUGUUUUAUUUUGAUGUAAAAUUAAAGAUUUGUUUUAAACCAUUUUCUGUCAAUAUCAACAACAUUCUGUACACAGACUGGCUAUCUACCAGCCAUUAAACCUAGUAACACGUGAUUACGUCACAGGUCAAUAGGUCACGUUAAAUCUAUUUAUAAACAAACUGAAAGUAGUAUUACCAGGUUGAAUAACAAGAAUAGAUAAUCAACUGAUGUGAUGUUUUGGUGGUCAUGAAAGUCAACUUUAACCCAAUAUUGUUUUAAAUAACAACACAAUGAAUUAUAUUAACCAAGAGAUAUGAUUGGAGAGGAAUAGAAUAAUAUUUACCUACUGUAAUGAUAGAAGACAACCGGCCAGUAUCUUGUGGAUGUAAAACUAAAUUUAUCCACAGCUGUUGAAACUAAAUACCCAACAUAAUUCAGAAAAUAUUAUAUUUACUAUAAGGUUUACCAACCGGAACAAAGGCUGUUUUCCUGUAUAAAUCAUACAGGGAAGGUAGAGUAGCCAUUGAUGGACUGCUGAAAGACCUAACACCUUUAAAACCGCCUUCCCAGUAUGGGUUAAAGAAACUAAAAGCUAUUUUAUCUCUUGAUGUCUUGAAUGUAAGAAUUACAAAUACUGAUGAUGGAUCACAAAUCGUUGCAGAAACAGGUGAAAAGAACAUCCUUGUAGACGAAACCUUAGCUAUAAACAGCACAGUUACAAACAAAGAAUAUGAAGUAGAGAAAAUUAUUAAAAGGAGGAGGGGUGGGGGCGGAAUAUCAAUUCUUAUUUAGGUGAAAGGGUUCCCCUCCAUCAGCUGAUUCAUAGGAAAAAGAAGAAAACCUUAAUCCCUAUCUUUAGAAUAUGUCUAAACAUUAAAAGUUGUGUUUGUAUUUUGUAUCAUUGAACCGCAAAAUGUGUAAAUGUUGAACAUUUUCGAGCAAUUGUAUUCGUGGUAACCUAUCAGAGCAGUUUGAGUAAAAUAAAUCACAAUGUGUUGGGUAAAUCAUCUAUGAGGAGGUGUAAGUUUAGGCAAAAAGAAAGUCAGUCUUGACGCAGCAGUAUAUUUUUUAAAAAUCAGAUCAAUUGGGAUAAGAAACCUAAUAGAAGUACACAUUAAAUAUCUUAAUGAAGAGAUGGGUUUUGCUCUCUUAGAUGCACACAUUAAAUAUCUAGAGAAAAGGAUGUGUUUGGGCUGUAAACGUGGCUCUGUUAGACACUUAAAUUAAAUCAGUGCUGGACUGGUAGGCCAAAGGCCAACCUGUCAGGUCAUUGGCCAUGGCCGACGCAUGUACGCAAUGAAGGCGCGUCACUAGCACGCCGAGGGCGCAUUAGCAUCCGUGGAGGGUCUGGGGACCCCCUCCCCUCAGAAAAUUUUUAAAAAUUGACAACCGCAAACCCAUUUUCCAAGCAUUUCAGACCAAAGCUUCCUAUCUUUUCUUUCUCCUGUUCUGUGUCCUGUCCUAUCUCAUCGCCUUUCUUCUUUCUUUUCUUUCCUCCCCUCUCCUUUCUUUUUCUUAUUUCAUUUUUCUAUCUCUUUUUUCUUUUUUCUUUAUAAGCUUAGGCCCACUUUUUUUUUUUUUAAUGAGCUUAGGCGCACCUGUCACAGACAGGUGGGCCCAGUCCGGCACUGAAUUAAAUAUAUGGAUGAAGGGAUGGGUUUUGGAUGUAAAACCGCAUGAUUAUCUGUGCUGCCUAACUGACAAGGAGGAGCCUCAAAAUUCUGCUCUGUUAGAUGCACACAUGAAAUAUCUGGAGUAAGUUGCUCUUUUCAUCAGAAGCAUUAAAUAUCUGGACUAAGGGACCGGUUUCAUUUGAGAAAUUCACUUUACAUUCCCUUGUUUUUAUUCAUUCUAUACUUUUCUAUUUUUCUCUUAUCUAGUGACAGUUAAUUAUUUUUUUGAAUUGUCAGAUAUCCUCACACAGGCUCAUAUAACAACUUUUGGUCUUCGAAGGAAUUAUUAGUGAGAAGAAAUUCGCCUGUGUAUCUGUUAUCGAUUGUCACUUUAGUCAGUUAUAUAGAAAGAUAACUUGUGUUUUCCUUUUGCGUUCGUCACUUCCCUUUCUUGAAAUCUUAAUAAUGCAGCUAUCGUAGCAAUGUGUUAAAAUUAUAUUUGGAACGUGUUUAUUCAGUUCAAUCACAUAUGUCAUAAUGACUGGCACAAAUAUUGUCCUUUAAUGAGCUCUAUACGGAUAGGGUAGCUAAUCUGUUAAUUAGCUCUUGGGUUAAAGCAAAAGUUUGAAUUUUUGAUUGUUCUUAGCCUUGUAAAAAAUAUAUUUUUGAAAUAUUUACUAGUGGACUCUUAGUGGAAGGCAGUUGAUAUACGUUUUUAUACGUCUACAUGGAUUAUAGCCCCUGAUUGUACAAUUCAUGUUUUUUGCUUGUGGACCCUGUAGAGGUCACAAUUUUUAUCCGAUUUCAAUAAAAAUUAAUCUUUAGUUUGAUUGUCAACACCUGCUCUUCUUCCCUGUUGCCUGGUAACAUAUGCUCACCUAGAUUGUUAAAGGGAGCCAUGGUCGCUCAGCGGGUAAGACGUUAACGUGCACAUUGUGUGUUCGAUCCCUGCAUAGACCGAGAAUGUUUUUGUUAACAUUGUUCUUAUUAUUAUUUUUUUUUUUCCCCACUUGAGCAUACCUCAGAAACUACUUGUCGGAUCAAUUCGAUGUCUUCGGUUUUACUGGGAAAGUGGGUGUGACGUAGAGAUUAAAGCUAUUUCGAACGCUCUGUGACAAUGCGAAAUGUCCGAAACGCCAAAGUUGUCAUUUUUUAAAAUAUUGCUAAUAUUAACAAUAAUCGUCGAAUAUUAACAUUGGAUACAUUUUGACAUAUAUAGCCUGAGACAGGGCACAUAGGGAGAUAUUAUGCGCCAAAUUUUGGAAAUUUAAAUUUUGACUAAAAACUUUUUUAUUAAUGAAUAUUUUUUUAUGGCAUUUUACCCAGGGUUAAGGGGUCGUCUGAUUUGAGCAAAAAUGUGAACAUAAUUUUUCUUGGCCGCUAAGUUUCUAAUUCAGUUUAUCGGUUCUAGGUUAAUUAUUUAUUGCCCGAUGGUGCAAAUUCUCAAUUUUUUUAUUACCAGUAAAGUUUUCUAUCGGCACCACCAAAUGUGACGCAAUUUCCCUAAAAACUUUAAUUUUGUCAAGUCGGAACGUCUUUUCAGGCGCAAAAAAUCUCAGACUCGCUUUUUUAUACGCCCACAUUUUCAUGUGGACGUAUAUUGUCGUCGCCCCUGUCCGUCCGUCCGUCCACAAUUGUUUGUGAAUAGUCUACAGGUCACAAUUUUGA